AAUGAUCAACUAGUUCUGAUUCAACCAACCGUUGGACAAGAGGAAACCAGCCCGAGAAAAUGAAGUUGCUAAUUAUUUCUGUCCUCUUGACCGCAGCCUCGGCCCAAAUUUUCAAUUCUACAAAUUAUCUCAAUUACAACUCCUCAUCCGAAAAUAAUUGUGAAAACGUCCUAACAGUUUUGGAAAACAGGGGAUUGACGACAUUGCUCGGCUUGUUGGCCAAAACGGAACUGGAUUCAGUUCUUGGUGGGCUUGAUGGAUUCACCAUAUUCGCGCCUACCAACGAAGCAUUCGAAGCUAUCGACUCAAAAGUUUUUCAAAUGAUUCUAGGUAGUCCCGAUUUGCUGAACCAGAUUAUUCUAUAUCACGUUGUUCCGCCUAAAAUGUCGCCUACGUGGAUUUCUGCUCUUUUGUUUGAAUAUUAUUUGCCCACGCUGCAAGGUGAGAUUCCAUUACGUCUCAACGUGUAUCGUAAAAAAGGCUCUUCAAUCGUUUCCGGAGAGAUAGUUACCGUCAAUGGGGCGUUGAUUUUCGAUUCGCUGCAAGUGUGUAAUAACGGCUACGUAUACUUCAUCGAAAAAGUUCUCAAUCCUCGUGAUUUGGCACCCGAUAACACACAAAUUGAAGUACUGAAAAACAAUGGUUUCACGACAUUACUAAAGUUUUACGAAAUUCUCGGCUUAACACCAGAGGUUAACAUUUUCUUCCGUUACGAAACUUUGUUUGCCCCAACCGAUGAAGCAUUCGCAGCUCUUCCUCCUGGUACCCUUGAAUCACUGUUUGCCAACCCGAGAGCAUUACUACGAAAUCAUUUUAUUUCUGGUACGUUCUACAAAUAUGGUCUCGUGUCUGGACCUGUCCCAACCUAUUCUGGCCUUAACGUCGAAGUUGAAGUGAUUCCCGGAGGCGCCAUAUUCGGCAAUGCCAAUGUUGUUCUUCCUGAUCUCACAACUGUUGAAGGAGUUAUUCAUGGCAUUGAUGCCGUGAUUCUAGGCUAGGCGAAAUUAUCCACGAACAUCCAGCCAGCAAUAUAAGAUACAUCACAG
This is a messenger RNA of Daphnia magna, 1046 nucleotides long. RefSeq names its product transforming growth factor-beta-induced protein ig-h3. Gene Ontology annotation, biological process: cell adhesion; extracellular matrix organization. NCBI's taxonomy places the organism in Eukaryota, Metazoa, Arthropoda, Branchiopoda, Diplostraca, Daphniidae. The transcript has 6 exons. The coding region runs from base 60 to 998 and encodes 312 amino acids. The record is from RefSeq and is a predicted model, not a curated record. Gene Ontology annotation, cellular component: extracellular matrix. Gene Ontology annotation, molecular function: cell adhesion molecule binding.